ACAACCAACUCUCCUCUCCUCUCAAUACAACACACACAUCUCCACUCCUUUUUUGAUGGCGAGUCGCGAUCCCGCGGCAACCACCUAGAACCCCCCAUUGACCGGGGGAGAAGCUGCCGUAGGGAGCCAAAACCCCGGCUCUGAGUGGAUCAGGAGCAUCCACUCAGAACCUUCUCGAUCACAGGAUCCACACUCCUAUAGUGGAUCACGUACAGUUUGAGGCCUAGCCACGAACUCGAUCACGUCUCCACGAAGCCCCUCUCCCUAAGAUUGGGCAUGACUACUCGGCGCCACCCGAUGUCUGGGGAGCGCGGCUUCUUCUUGUCCGACGAGAGUGCCCUCAACAACCAGAUUCAGGCGACUCACUUACCCGACAUGGAGGAUAUCAACGUGAGGCCGAUCCUCAUCAUCAUCGAGGACAUCAUGCGCCUCACCCAGCCUUCAGGCGACGCUCAUGCUACUACAACUAUUACUGCUACUACUCAUGUGGCUCAGGCUCAUCCUCUCUUGGACAAGUCGACCGAUAAGGUUUCUCACGGUGGUGCAUACUAUGACGAGAAGUCUUACCAGACGACCUAUUGCGAUGAGAAGGCCUACCACCAGCCUUCUUAUCGCGAUGAGAAAGCCUUCCACAAAACUUCGUAUCUCGAGGCAGAGAUAGUCAAAGUGCUAGCCUGUCCCAUCAACAGGGUCUCAUGCGAGAUCGUGUGCAAAAUUGCCGGUGGGGGAGAAUCACACCAAGUGACAAUGGACCUCCUUAGAUCCCUAACAAGCUACGCCUGGGAAGCCAAGAUCGUGAUCGCCUUGGCGGCCUUCGCCAUCAACUACGGCGAGUUUUGGGUGGUGGAGCAUCUCCACAUCAAGAACCCCCUCGCCAAGAACAUCGCCACACUUGAGGACUUGCCGGACACCCUGGCCAUGGCCGGCGGGGGCGAGCCGAGGAAGCAAUUCGACGCCGUGAUCCACCUGCUCACCAAGAUACUCGAGGUCACUCACUGCAUCAUCAAGUUCAAGGAGCUCCCCCCUCUCUACAUCAGCGCUCAGUCGCCCGAGAUCACCGCUGCCAACACCAACAUCCCCUCCGCCGUCUACUGGAGCAUCCGAGGCAUUCUCGUCUGCGCCUCCACGCUCCUCAACCUCAUCGACGGCGGCUAUGAUUACCCCUCCACCUUUACCUCGUGGGAGAUACUGAAUCUGGCCCACAAGCUCAGUGUCAUAUUUAACCGUUUACAGAAUUCAAUAGAGAUUUGCAACGAAAUCAUUGAGAGGAAGAAGUUAGAAGAUGCCUACAUCAAGUUCAAGACGCUUCUAGAAACUACUCACAUCGACAACAUGCAAGUUCUUACCGAACUCUUCCUAUUCAAAGAAGAUCAAAGGCCACUCUACAACGGCUUAAGAAGGACUAAUGAGCAAUUGACGGUACUGAAGAUGAAGUACGUCCUGCUCCUGAUCUCGGAUUUGGAGCUCCCCUUAGAGGAGCUCCACGUGCUCUACAUGAUCCAAUACGAGUGGUCGGUGAAGCACGACUACGAGGUCCUGUGGCUCCCGAUCAUAGCCCCGGGGAACGUCGACGAGGUGAAAUUCUACGACCUCCGGAGCAGCAUGCCCUGGUACUCCGCGGACCACCCGGCCCUUGUGAACCCGGCCGCCAUCAGGUAUGCCUGUGAAGAGCUCAAGUUCACCCAUAGGCCGAUGCUCGUGGUCCUCGACCCGCACGGGAAGCUCUCUAACCGCGACGCCCUCCCAAUGAUCUAUAUCUGGGGCGCCAUGGCCUUCCCCUUCACCAAGGAUUGGGAGAGGAAGCUCUGGGAGGAGAGCGAAUGGAACAUCGAGCUCCUCGCAGAUCACAUCGAUCCCCGCAUCCCAGAGUGGAUCAUUGGGAACAAGGUGAUUUGCCUGUACGGCGGGGACGACCUAGAAUGGAUCCGGAGAUUCACGUUGACGGCCCGGGCCGUGGCCAUGGCCGUCGGGGUGGCUCUGGAGAUGCUCUACGUGGGCAAACGAAACCCUGGAGGGAAGGUCCGAAGGUGCCAUGAGGUGAUCACGCGGGAGAACCUGAGCUACAUCUUCGCGUCGGAUUACUACGACUACGUGUGGUAUUUCUGGGAGCGGCUGGCGUGCAUGUGGGUCUCGAGGAAGCAGAUCGAGCGGGCCGUGGACACCGACGUGAUCAUGCGGCGGUUACUGGACCUGCUUACCUACGACAGCACCGAGGAGGGAUGGGCGGUGUUCAGCCGAGGAAACGUCGAGAUCACGAUAGACAUGGGGGAGAAUGUGCUGGCGGUGUUGGAGAGGUACAAGGACUGGGCCCACGAGGUGGACCACCCGGACAAGUUCGUGUCCGUGCUGGACAAGAGCUUGUCCGGGUUCCACCCCGAGCACCACUGCCUCCGCCUCAUCCUGCCGGGGCAGGCAGGGUACAUACCCGAGACGGUUGCCUGCACAUGCGGGAAGACUAUGGACAAGUAUGUUAUGUACCGCUGCUGCACCGACUGAGGACGAGGACGAGGACGAGGACGAGGACGAGCGCCUCGCUAGGGCAGUUGAUCCACUGCUCUUUUUCUUUUUUUUGUAGUAGUAGAAAAUUGUUGCUGUUGCUCUUUUGUUCAAGAGUAUUGGUGUUGGUGUUGGUGGCUGCUGAGUGAUUUGUAUUGAUGCCAUGUUGUACUACUAUUUAUAUACCCAUGGCCAUCUGCAUUGUUUGUUUUUUGUUUACA
Messenger RNA from Salvia miltiorrhiza (redroot sage), 2717 nucleotides. RefSeq names its product protein SIEVE ELEMENT OCCLUSION B-like. Gene Ontology annotation, biological process: phloem development. Bases 277 to 2496 code for a protein of 739 amino acids. The record is from RefSeq and is a predicted model, not a curated record. NCBI's taxonomy places the organism in Eukaryota, Viridiplantae, Streptophyta, Magnoliopsida, Lamiales, Lamiaceae. The transcript has 7 exons.